UGGUUUUUUUUCAACUAUCUUAAUUGAUCUCUGCGCUACAAGACAAUUUUGUUCCUGGACUUCUGAUUGGUUCUUCAUUGCAUGUGACAAGGAGGCGGCACAGACGCGUCAUCAGACUGCAGCCAUGAACCAGGAGAGCAGCUUCAGAGCCCCCCCCAAGAGACGCGCAAGGGGCUCCAACCCAAAUGUGUCGACCCCCCACCAGCUGUUUGAUGACACAAGCGGAGGGCCUGUUCCUCAUGGAGGAGAGUAUCCCAACCAUUCAUCCCCAGCUUUGGGUAUCCCGGCACAAGCCUUUUUGUCAGAACCCAUGUCCAACUUUGCUAUGGCCUAUGGCAGCAGCUUGGCCAGUCAGGGAAAGGAAAUGAUGGACAAGAAUAUCGACCGGAUUAUCCCAGUGAGCAAAAUUAAAUAUUAUUUUGCGGUUGACACAGUUUACGUUGGUAAGAAGAUUGGGCUGCUUAUGUUUCCUUACAUGCACCAGGAUUGGGAAGUGAGAUACCAACAGGACACCCCUGUGGCUCCAAGAUUUGACAUCAAUGCUCCUGAUCUUUACAUUCCAGUCAUGGCUUUUGUCACAUAUAUUCUGGUGGCUGGCUUGGCACUGGGGACACAGAGCAGAUUCUCACCAGAGAUCCUGGGCAUGCAGGCCAGUUCAGCCCUUGCUUGGCUUAUUGUAGAGGUGCUUGCAAUCCUCCUCAGCCUUUACCUAGUGACUGUAAAUACAGAUCUUACCACAGUGGAUCUUGUUGCUUUCACCGGAUAUAAAUAUGUGGGGAUGAUUUCAGGUGUUAUUUCUGGCCUUCUAUUUGGGAAAACCGGAUACUACAUAGUACUCGCCUGGUGCUGUAUCUCUAUCGUUUUUUUCAUGAUCCGCACCCUUCGUUUGAAGAUCCUCUCUGAGGCUGCAGCUGAAGGUGUUUUGGUUCGUGGAGCCAGGAACCAGCUGCGUAUGUACCUUACAAUGGCUAUUGCUGCUGUGCAGCCCAUCUUCAUGUACUGGCUGACCUAUCACUUAGUGAGAUGAUGCCUUACCUGCCUGGUGUGCCCAGAAGAGGGGGUACCUACCCACACACCGGCAUGGAUCAAUAUGGCCCUUGUCACCCAGGUCCUGCUAUGAUGUUGUUUAUCAUUAUAUAUGUUUUACAUUGAGAGCCGCAGAUCCUGUACCAUUUGUCUACAAGGAUUAGAUCCUUCUUCAGAAACAACAUUGACUGGUACCUUAUCAGUCCACCACUGCAAGGACGUCCACGCCCCGUUAUUAGUUCUAUCACUCCCAACAGCAUAUGAAAUGACUGCAAUUAUCCCCAUUGAACAAGCAUCGCUCCUCCUUUUUUAAUACUCCGGUAAAUAAAACAACAAUCAUCUUGAAUUAACAAGCCCUCAAGGUUGAAAUAUGGGUAUUGUUUUCACACACUAAGGGGCAGAUUUGUCAAGGCUCAAAGUUCGAAUUCAUGGAAGUUUAGUGAAAAAAUGUAUUUUUUUUUAAAAAAAAAAAAACGAAUUAAUUUAUUUAAAAAAAAAAAACAACGAAUUUUCUAAACACUGGUGAAAAGGAUCGACCAAAACCUUGAAUCGAAUAUGAAUAGAGUUUUAAAGGAGAAUUCAAGCAUUUUCCAAAAAAAACCUUACCCCCCCCACCCCACUUAGACCCCUCCCCCCCAGCCUAGCUGCCCCCCUGGUUAAUGCCCCUAACUUUAUACUUAGCCCCUUGGUGCAGAUUCAGGCAUCAGAAUUCCACGCAGCCAUCUUCCAUGUCUUCUUCCGGCACUUCAGCAAUUUCCGUCCAUUUCAGCGCAUGCGCAGUUGUCACAAACCGGUGAAUUGCUGCGACUGCGCCUGCGACACUUCGCCGGUCUCCGACUCAGCUUACCGAAGACCAGGCAGAUGGCUGCAUGGAACUCCGAUGCCUGAAUCUGCACCGAGGGGUAAGUAUAAAGUUAGGGGCAUUUCCCGGGGCGCAGUUGGGCAGGGAGGGAGGGUGGUCUACGUGAGGUGGGAGGUAGGGGUUUUCUUUUUUGAACACAGUUGAAUUCACCUUUAAAAACUUGAUUCGAGUUUUUUUCUCUGAAAAAAAAACUUCAAAUGUCAGGAAAGCUGCUGCAGAAAACUCCAAAUUGAUCCCUGGACCCUCUCCCAUUGACUUAUACAGUAAUUUGGCAGGUAUUAGGUGGCGAAUAGUCGAAAAUAAACAACUCCCAUGUUGAAUUUGACCGUUUUGGCCAUAAAACAAACUCGAAAAUUUGAAUUUGAAAUUCAACCCUUGGUAAAUCUGCCUGUAAAAGAACGAUAUCUCCACGUAUUGACGUAAUGGAGAAAACAACAUAUUUGUUGUUUGUGGUUAGACCUUUGAAAUGGACAGUCACACAUUUAGCUUGUACAUGUCAGGCCUACGUCCGACUCCUUCUCUUCAGGCACCUGUACACUCUGCUUGUCUAGCUUUUUAUUUAUUUCAACUAAUAUCGGAAAAGAAAUGGGGAAAAUCUGUGAUAUUCAAAAACGGAUGGAUAUCUCAUUGCUUUACUGUUAAAGUGAGCAGUUAGUUUUUAGCCAUUGCAGUUCCUGUUCUAAGUAAGUAAGAUGAUUUGUUUUAUCUCAUUUCUUAGCAGACCUAUUGCGUAUCUUCAGCAUAUAAAAACUCACUGAGCCAAUCCAGUGCUGUCCUCCAUAUUAGUCUGCAAUUUGUACCCAUUCUCCUGCAUCUGGACUUGAAUAGACGGAGCCCAUGUCCAUAAAAGACGUUCUUCUUUUUUGGGGAAUGUACUAUCCUUGAGUGUUUUCAGCUUAAUAUAGUGUAUAUGAGGCUGUGGGUGGGUUUCUUCGCCUGACUUUUCUAAUAUAUUUGGUUUUAGCAAAAACUCUGCUGAAAUGUAUUUAGUAUUUAUGAGCAUUAUAGUGAAGGUGCGGGCCGGGCAGGUUCAGGCCGACCUCACAGGGCAGAGCUCUUCUUCCUGCUCUCCCCAACUGCCACCUUACACUGCCGACUUCUGGCUUCUUCUUUUAUACAUAUGCGCCUGCUCGCCCGACCGUUUUGUGACUUCAUCGGUGGGGCGGGUCUAUAAAAGGAAGGCGGGCGCAGCUGGAGGGAGGGCGGUUGCAAGUUGGGUAAAGCCUGACCUGCUCAUUACUACAGCAUUAUCAUCGCUACAAGACAGAGAAACUGCAUCUUAAAGAUUUGGGGAAUUAAAUAUAACCUCCUAUGAUGCCUGUUUUGAAAAUUCCAAUAUUUUGGCCUUAAUAUUUUUUUUUUCGUUUAAAAAAAUUCUUGUAAGGUAGGUUUAGAUAUGCAUGAUGUUUCUUACAUUUUGUGUUCAAAUAUUCUGUAUCAUGUCUCCGCUUUAAAUUAAAAAGUUUUGUCUUGAUA
Xenopus laevis (African clawed frog) is the source of this 3364-nucleotide messenger RNA. RefSeq names its product Yip1 interacting factor homolog B, membrane trafficking protein S homeolog (gene yif1b.S). The record is from RefSeq and is a predicted model, not a curated record. Gene Ontology annotation, cellular component: COPII-coated ER to Golgi transport vesicle; Golgi membrane; endoplasmic reticulum membrane. The coding region runs from base 125 to 1027 and encodes 300 amino acids. Gene Ontology annotation, biological process: endoplasmic reticulum to Golgi vesicle-mediated transport. NCBI's taxonomy places the organism in Eukaryota, Metazoa, Chordata, Amphibia, Anura, Pipidae. The transcript has 8 exons.